This is a messenger RNA of Passer domesticus (house sparrow), 2291 nucleotides long. RefSeq names its product receptor interacting serine/threonine kinase 2 (gene RIPK2). NCBI's taxonomy places the organism in Eukaryota, Metazoa, Chordata, Aves, Passeriformes, Passeridae. Gene Ontology annotation, cellular component: cytoplasm. Bases 267 to 2015 code for a protein of 582 amino acids. Gene Ontology annotation, biological process: positive regulation of apoptotic process; protein phosphorylation; signal transduction. Gene Ontology annotation, molecular function: protein serine/threonine kinase activity; ATP binding. The record is from RefSeq and is a predicted model, not a curated record. The transcript has 12 exons.
AGGCCGCGGCCCCGGCACGGCUCUCGGGGCACGCCGGCACCGCGCUCCCCCGGCUGCUCCUCCCAUCGCGGCUGCUCCGCCUUCCCCGACCCGCGAACCGUGGGACGCUUUUUCCGUGAGGAAGUGGCUCGUCGGUGGGGUGGAAGGAGGAGAGAAGCGCUGGCCAACUGGAGAGCAGGCGAGGCAGGGAGCUGCCGGCGGGGAGCGAGGAAGUGGGGCCAGAGGAGCGGAGCUCCGGGCCCCGCUGAGCCCCGCGGAGUGCCAGCAUGAGCGGCGGGGAUGGCAGCGGGGGCCGGGCGGGCGCCCUCAGCUACGGCCUCCCCUCCAUCCCCUCCAGCAAACUCCCGGACUUGCGUUUUAUCAGCCGGGGCGCUUACGGGACCGUGUCCGCCGCCCGCCACGCCGACUGGAGGGUCCCGGUGGCCCUGAAAUGCCUGCAGGGGCCGCUGCUAGACAGCGAUAGAAACCACCUUCUAAAAGAAGCAGAGAUAUUACACAAAGCCAGGUUUAGUUACAUACUGCCAAUUUUGGGAAUCUGCAAUGAGCCUGAAUUUCUGGGGAUAGUAACAGAAUACAUGACCAAUGGGUCAUUAAACCAGCUACUGCAUGGGAAAGAUAUAUAUCCCGACAUUCCCUGGUGCCUGAGAUUCCGCAUUCUUUAUGAAAUUGCUCUGGGAGUAAACUAUUUGCACAACAUGAAUCCUCCAUUGCUGCACCAUGACUUAAAAACCCAGAACAUUUUGCUGGAUGAUGAGUUUCAUGUCAAGAUUGCAGAUUUUGGCAUGUCCAAAUGGCGUGUCAUAUCCAUGUCCCAGUCCCGAAGCGAAUCCUCCUUGCCAGAAGGAGGGACAAUUAUCUACAUGCCACCUGAGGAUUACAACCCCAGUCAGAAAACCCGGGCAAGUGUCAAACAUGAUAUCUACAGUUAUGCAGUUAUCAUAUGGGAAGUGAUGUCAAGGAAACAGCCAUUUGAAGAAGUUAUAAACCCCUUGCAGAUAAUGUACAGCGUGUCACAAGGACAGAGACUAGACUUGAGUGAAGGAAGUCUAUCAAUGGACAUUCCUCAUCGAGGGCUUGUCAUAAGACUGAUGGAAAGUGGAUGGGCACAAAACCCAGAUGAAAGACCAUCAUUCUUAAAAUGUUUAAUAGACCUGGAGCCAGUUCUGAGAACAUUUGAUGAAAUAGCUAUGCUGGAAGCAGUACUUCUCUUAAAGAGAUCAAAGUCACUGUAUGAAUCACAAAGUAUUUACAAGAGUGGAAAGAAAGCAAAUGUGGAGCAGAUACCUCUAAAUAUACCUCUGAAUCCCGAAAAGCCAACAUACUAUAGCUCCAUAGAGUGUGAUGCACUUAGCCUUCGGAGCAUCCCUCCAGAUACAUCAAAAUUCAAGUCUAUUUCCCAGUGUAAUAUCCUCUCAUCAGAUGGAAAUUCUGGGUGUCUACACUCUCUUAGCAGCCAGAGCAUGGAUGAAAAUCUGUCUGUAACUCAAAGUGCCAAACUCCUUGUGCAUCCAUACAGUGCUGGUCUCUCAUCUGCCAGGAGUAUUUCAGAUGCCUCAAGUUUUGCAUCCCGUGUGCUGCAGUCAUCGGCAAUUCCUUCAGUACCAGGUCGGGUUGAACACUGGAACAGGUUGCCCAUGGAGGCUGCAGAAGUACCAUCACUUGGAGAUGCUCAAAAUUCAGCUGGACAAGAUUUUAUAUUGGAAACCAUACAAAAGAAUGUAGCUCAUCAGUGGAUCCAAAGUAAAAGAGAAGAAAUUAUUGAUCAGAUGACUGAAGCAUGUUUGAAUCAAUCACUGGAUGCUCUUCUAUCAAGAUUUUUACUCAUGAAAGAAGAUUAUGAACUUAUAAGCACCAAACCUACAAGGACAUCAAAAGUACGACAAUUGCUUGAUACCUCAGACAGCCAAGGAGAGGAAUUUGCCAGAAUUAUAGUGCAGAAGUUGAAAGAUAACAAACAGCUAGGACUUCAGCCUUAUCCAGAUAUUGUAUCUAAUUCUCAAAGACUGCAUUUUUAAAUUUGUUCUUCCUUUAUUAAACCAUGUGAAUAUUUCUUAAAACAUGAUUCUUGUUUCUAUAUAGUAUUUUAUUUAUGUGCAGCUUUGUCUUUACUGUGCCUUUGUUGAGUAUCAGAAACGACCCUGAGUUCUUCUAGCCUGCAUUUGGUCAGUGACCAAUUAAAAAUUUGGAGUGCAGUCAUAAAGCCAAACAAUUGAUGGUUGCUGACUCAUUUUGUAAAAGUAUUUUGUUUAUACAUGACAAAGAAAAGCAUUAAAAGUUCAUCAUUUUACAUA